Molecule: messenger RNA, 1008 nt
Organism: Bactrocera tryoni
Lineage: Eukaryota; Metazoa; Arthropoda; Insecta; Diptera; Tephritidae
Exons: 4
Coding region: 132-878 (248 amino acids)
Source: RefSeq, a predicted model, not a curated record
CGCCGCUGCAUUGGCAUUUUGUCAAAUUUAGCCUCGAUGUAGUCAUAGAAGUAGGAGAAAAUUGCAUUCAAUCAAAGGCAUAUCAAAUUUAGAGAACUAAUUUAACGCCACGUCUGAGGCCACGGUAAGAAAUGCCUAUCAUGGAGGAUAGCGGCAUAGAUAGUGAGGAUAAGCAGUCGAAUAGCUACGAAGAUUCUACAGUGCCAAUAUUGGAAAAAGCAACAACACCAACCAACACAAUGACUGAGGCAUAUGAUGUGGUCGCAGUUAGCCAUAUGGCGGAUUUGGAGGUUGUCUUCCGUGGUAGCAGUGGUACAACGCUGGGAAGUAGUGCAAAUGCAGUUGUGCCUGAAGCCAACACAAAUAAAACGAUUGCCACAAAAACAGUAACGUCAGCAGCGCUAACGGCUGGUGAGAGUGAAGAUGAAUCCACAACGACUAGCAAUCAGCCGGCACCGAACACCUGUCGCAUUCUGCAGCGCAAGCUGGAGCUGAAGGUAGAACGGGCGAGACGCAACUUUAGUCAGCACCAACAGCAGCAAGAGCAGAUACGAAAAUCUCAAUCAGCGAAUCUCAUACCCAUUAGUCGGUUGCCCAUACCAGGCGAUUCGGAGCAGAAACCACUUGUAGAUUAUAAGUCCGAUAGCAGUGAUGAACCCGAGGAGAUUUCAUUCUUUCCUGCUAAACUGAAAAAUGCUCAGCGACAGCGCAAAACGGAACUUAGCGACACUUUCAGCAUACAGGAAAUGACUAUAGAGUCAGACGUGGACUCAGACGAUAGCGGCUCGCAAAACCUCGAAUUGUUGCCACCGCUGAGAAAGACGAACUUUUUGGAGAGUUUGAAAAUUUGCUUCGGCUGUGGGAGUAGAAGAAGCUAACUGCGUUGAGCAAACUACAAAAUAUUUAACGGAACAAUGCAAUAAAAAUCAAGUUGUAGCCAAAUUGUAUACACUAACUUACGACAAAUAUACAUGAAACGUGCAAAAUGACUGAGAAGUACAUAAUUUA